This is a messenger RNA of Drosophila persimilis, 736 nucleotides long. RefSeq lists its product as uncharacterized. The record is from RefSeq and is a predicted model, not a curated record. The transcript has 3 exons. Lineage: Eukaryota; Metazoa; Arthropoda; Insecta; Diptera; Drosophilidae. The coding region runs from base 110 to 619 and encodes 169 amino acids.
CGCAAUAGUCAAGUACCGCUUAAUGCGCAAAUAAUUACACAUUUCCAUAUAAAUAGCCGUACGUCCAUCCUGUGUUGCCCAAAAUCGUUGGACACUCUAACAAUCCAGAAUGCUGCGAACGUUUACCCUUCUCCUGAUCUGCUCUGUGGCCUUUGAGGCGGCCUUGGCCUGUAAUGGCUACAAAGCCAAACUGGUCAAGAUGGAGAACUGUGCCGGCGAUGAUGCCGUCAUGACGGUUGGCAGUGACUUCAGCCUCAAGCUGAACAAAAAAUGCGAGCUGGUGCCCUCCGGCUGUAUCAUCAAUAAGCCCUUCGGCACGGCUAUGGCCAAGUUUAAGGUUCAGAAGGACGGCAUCGUGAUGAAGGAGGGUAAGGUGGAUCUCUGCCUCGCCAUGGACCAGGCCCCAUCAGAGGCAAAGGACAUUCUGAAGCUGUUCGGUGCCCCGGCCUCUUGCCCCGUGGCCGAGGAGAAGGUCUGCGCCAACGAGCACACAGUCGAUUUGUCCAAGUAUAAGGCCAUGCUGGGAAUGGCCCGAGGCCACCUGAUCAUCGAUUCGGAGAUCAAACACGAUACAGGCAAGUCUUGCUUCCAUGCCGAGAUCGAACUUACCAAAAACUAGAGGGAGGGCAAAACCCGGAUUGUAGUUUAUGUUUAUAAUAUGAGUCUUGCAAAUUGUAUAGUUGUAAAUAUGAAUGCAAUAAAAUUGGUAUUGAGGAGCACCAAAAACACACCCUUA